Molecule: messenger RNA, 1849 nt
Organism: Morus notabilis
Lineage: Eukaryota; Viridiplantae; Streptophyta; Magnoliopsida; Rosales; Moraceae
Product: sugar transporter ERD6-like 5
Exons: 18
Coding region: 311-1765 (484 amino acids)
Biological process (GO): transmembrane transport; carbohydrate transport
Cellular component (GO): membrane
Molecular function (GO): sugar transmembrane transporter activity
Source: RefSeq, a predicted model, not a curated record
AUAAUUUGUUGGGUGCGCAUGAGCUGUAGUCCACUGAGACUGAGUGGCCAAAACUUGAUCAGGACCAUUUUUCUUUAACCCAAAAAAAAAAAGAGAAAAAAAAUGCAAACACGAUCAACUCUAAUUCUAUAUUUUGCCAAUGUUCAGUGAUAAUUAUAUGUAUAAUUUAGGAAUGGCUAACAAACUCUCCAAGCUUUAUGUGGGGGAUCAUGCACUGAGAUAUAACAAGAGGUUGUCAUCUUUCUCCUAAUUGUCGAAUUAAAUACGCAGAGAACUGAGUAAGACAUGCAAUAUUAGAUCUAGAGAAAGCAUGGAAGGAGUAGAAACGCCUUUCCUAAUUGGCAGAGAAAAGCUGGACAAUAAUAAUGGCCAAGGCAGUAGCUAUAACCAAGAUUCCUCGUCGCAGUCUCCGUUAACUUUCGCCGUCGUUCUUACCACUUUAGUUCUCUAUUGCGGUUCUUAUGCUGCUGGAAAUUCUAUGGGAUAUUCGUCUCCUGCUGAGUCUGGAAUUAUAAACGACCUUGGCCUUACUUUGCCACAGUAUUCAGUUUUUGUUUCAAUCGUUCUCGUUGGAAUGGUAUUUGGAGCAGUAUUGAGUGGGAAAACUGCGGAUGUUAUUGGAAGGAGAGGCACACUAGGAGUCGCAGAUUUGUUCAGCAUUACGGGGUGGCUUGCUAUAACAUUUUCGAAGGGUGCUUUGUGGCUUGAUGUUGGAAGAUUCUUACUGGGAUUUUCAAUUGGACUUUGUUCCUAUGCGGGACCCAUAUUUGUUGCCGAAAUCACCCCCCAGAAUGUGAGAGGAGCCUUAAUGUCGGUGGUAGCUUUGACAACAACUUUUGGCACUGCAGUUUUUUUCCUCAUAGGUCCUCUUGUCAACUGGCGAACCUUAUCGCUAAUAGGUAUAUAUGUGAGUUUACUUUCAGGGGUUGUUCCAUAUCUGUUACAGCUUCCAGGCCUGUUAAUGAUUCCUGAGUCUCCUAGAUGGCUGAUGAAAGUCGGUCGAGCUGAAGAGUGUGAAAAUGCCCUCCGCCGCCUUAGGGGAGAGAAGGCGGAUAUUUCCAAAGAGAAAGCUGAUAUCAAAGAUCACAUAGAGCAUUCUAAUAGGACCUCUGAAGAUGGAAUUCUAAGUGUAUUCCAGAGGAAGUAUGCACGCUGUCUCAUUAUUGGAAUAGGCCUUGUAGCGCUCCCACAGUUUGGAGGGUCCGGUGCGGUUUCUUUUUACACAAGUUCAAUAUUUCAAUCUGCAGGUUUUUCAAGUAGGUUUGGGAGUGUAGCCGUUGGAACAACUCAGGUUCUGACGGCAAUACUAGGAGUCUUGUUCAUAGAUAAGUUUGGAAGGAGACCACUUCUACUAAUAUCUGCAGUUGGAACAUGCUUGGGUAGCCUCCUUAUUGGACUGUCAUUCUUCUUGCAGGAUAAUCUUCACUUUUGGGAAAGGAAUUCUCCUGUUUUGUCGCUUAUUGGUGUAUUGGUGUACGUCGGCUUCUAUAGCCUAGGUUUGGCUGGAAUACCAUUGAUCAUCUCGUCAGAGAUAUUUCCUAUGAACGUAAAGGGUUCAGCUGGAAGUAUUAUAUACGUGAUACUCUAUUCUAGUAGUUGGGUCAUUUCCUACACUUACAACUUUAUGUUUCAAUGGAAUUCCGCAGGUACUUUUUUAAUAUUUGCUGCCAUUUCUGGUGGUACUAUUUUGUUCAUUUGGAAGAUGGUACCAGAAACCAAGGGGCGAACUCUGGAAGAAAUACAAGCAUCCAUUAUUCAUGAAUAGUCCCUCCCCACUAUUAAAAAUUACAUUUUGCAUUAUUGGGAUUCAAAUUUCUACUACAAAUAUUUAUGAUCAGAUUAAUAAUGA